This is a messenger RNA of Hippocampus zosterae (dwarf seahorse), 2581 nucleotides long. Its product is annotated as prolyl 4-hydroxylase subunit alpha-1-like. Bases 62 to 1843 code for a protein of 593 amino acids. The record is from RefSeq and is a predicted model, not a curated record. Gene Ontology annotation, cellular component: endoplasmic reticulum. Gene Ontology annotation, molecular function: iron ion binding; protein binding; L-ascorbic acid binding. Lineage: Eukaryota; Metazoa; Chordata; Actinopteri; Syngnathiformes; Syngnathidae. The transcript is spliced from 14 exons. Gene Ontology annotation, biological process: peptidyl-proline hydroxylation to 4-hydroxy-L-proline.
CACUUUUAAGUGUUAGGUGUGGUGUGUUCCUCUGAGCUACGUGCUGUGCGGUUGCCGUCGGAUGCGAGUCCAAAAGUUCAACCUUUUUGAUGGAGCCGAUGUGAACAAAAGCUCCCAAACGAUCUACACUUCUGCAUGUGAAUGUGCAACAGACAUGGCAGUCGGUUACCUGUUGUUGAUCCUCAUCAGUUUCUCGUCGGCCGCCGAGGAAUUCUACACGUCUAUCGGUCACAUGACGCAGCUUUUGUACACGGAGAAGGAGCUGUUGGCCUCGCUGGACGAUUACAUCCGAGCGGAGCAGAGCAAACUGGAGACGGUCAAAAGGUGGUCCGAGAGGCUGGCCAACAUGUCGGCGUUUGCCAUCCAAGACCCCGAAACCUUCCUGAGCCACCCCGUGAACGCCUUUAAACUUCUGAAGAGGAUGAACCGAGAGUGGCGCGCCCUGGAGAUGCUGGUGCGCAGCAACGUAUCCCACGGCUUCGUGUCCAACCUGACCUCCAGGAACGAGGACCUCCCCGACGAGGGUGACCUGACGGGCGGGGCCGAAGCUCUCCUAAGGCUGCAGGACACCUAUCAGCUGGACAGCGACACCAUGGCCAAAGGGGAGCUGCCGGGAACCUCUUUGCUCCUGAGCAAGCUGACGGUGGAAGACUGCUUCGACGUGGGCAUGGCGGCGUACCAGGAGGAGGACUUUUACUACGUGGAGAUGUGGAUGGCUCAGGCUCUCCAGCAAAUCCAGCAGGGCGAGAUGUUCCCAAGCGUGGACCCCGUCACCAUCCUGGACUACCACAGCUACGCCCUCUACAGGCAAGGAGAUCUGGAAGCCGCCUUGGUGUCCACCAAGCAGCUGCUGGCGAUUGAUCCAGAAAACAAGCGAGCCCAAAAUAAUCUGGCCUACUUUGAGUACGAACUGGCGAAACCGGACAGGGUCGAGAUCAUUCCGACGAUACCCAGCAAGUAUCUAACCACCUACGACGCGACGGUGUACAAGCAGCUGUGUCGCGGCGAAAGCGUCGCCUUGACGCCACGGAGACGGAGCCGCCUCUUCUGCCGUUACCACGACAACCACCGCCAUCCCAACCUCCUGAUUGCUCCCUUCAAAGAGGAAGACCUCUGCGACGUUCCCCGCGUCGUCCGCUAUUAUGACGUGGCGUCCCACAGGGAAGCGGAAGUCAUCAAAAAGUUGGCCAAACCCAAACUCACCCGCUCCAAAGUGAGGAACAACACGGACCACACAAAUGUCGCAUCUCGAGUCAGAAUCUCCCAAAAUUGCUGGCUGGAGAACGACUCGUACAAGGUGGUGAAGAGGCUGAUCAACCGAGUGGGCUCCAUCACCGGUCUGGAAAUGUCCACCGCAGAGUGGAUGCAGAUUGCCAACUAUGGCGUGGGAGGACUUUAUGAACCGCAUAUCGACUUUCAAGGGGUAAAUAUAAGCAGCGUUUUCAAGAAGAUCAUCCAUAAUAGACUUUUGUCUGAAAAUCGUGUCGCGUUUCCACAGAAAGAGGUAAAGAACCCGUACGAAUAUUUGGGAACAGGAAACCGAAUUGCCACCUGGCUUCUUUAUUUAAGCCACGUGGAGGCAGGGGGCGCCACCGUUUUCCCCAGAGCGGGCGCUUUCGCCGAGCCCAUCAAGGGCUCGGCCAUUUUCUGGUACAAUCUUCACCCCGACGGAGAGGGAGACCAUCAAACCCAACACGCUGCCUGUCCCGUCCUGGUUGGGAGCAAAUGGGUGGCCAACACGUGGCUGCACGAGAGAGGUCAAGAGUUCAAGAGGCGCUGCGAUCUGCAAAGUUCGGCUGAGCAGGGGUUAACUUCAGAUCGGCUGUAUCAGCAUGACGCGUAGCUGUGUUGCCAUGACGACCCUCAUCAGCUCUGUUUUGAAACAAAAAAAAAAGCACCACAUGUUCAACUUCAGCGCUCAAACGUGUUAGCCUUAAUAAAAAUAAUAAUGAUAAGAAUUUGAAUGUGGCUGUUGACAUCAAAUCGUAACUUUGGCCACUGAGAGGCUUGACUCACAAUGGACUCUAUGCAGGCGCCAUUUAGGCUAUGACGGCAUGCUUACCUUUCGUUUGCUCGGCUGACGCCAUCCCAAUGACCGUAUCAAACUCUCCCAAAUAUACCGCUUGAAUGAUGUCAAGCUACUGUAAACGACAUCUCAGCUUUCCAAAUUGCUCCAGUUAUCCAAGUGUUGGUGAAGUGAUCUGAUUGAACGAGCCAUUUGCGGUUUUACCAGGCGAGCAAAGCGCAGACUUGCACGGCUUUUUUGAGAUGCUCCACUCGAAUCGGUUUACAGGGCACAGACUCGAUCGUGACUUGAACAAAAUGCUGCUGUAAAGAAAUGGAAUUGCAAGAUGGCCGCCGGUGGCUUCACUUCUUGCUGAUUGUCGGCCUUGCUUUUGUUGCAGGGUGAAAAGUUGUACAAUGCGUUUGUCCUUGUUUGUAGUAGCGUCUAACGGGUAAUCAUGUUUCAAAUCAAUAAAAACCAAAUAUGUUUUGGGACUUUUGUGUAAUCUGUUUCCCGAAAGAGACGUUGAAUGCACACGAUUCAUUCCGUGAAUAAAGUUGUUUUGUUUGUUCGCUU